GUCAGAGUUCAAAAGCUUCCCCAUGCUUACUCCUACUUCUAAUCCUCUGUCUCUUCCUCUUCAUCUGUAACCUCAAACGUGAUCAGUUAUUGCGCAGAAACACGUUCAAACAGAGAAUUCUAAGAUUUCUCCAAAGGAGAUCAUGCAAGAUAUUCAUAUGAUCAGCGACGGCGGAGGAGCGGGGAGGUUCUUCGGCGGCGGCAGAGCUGUCGGAGACCUGCGGCUUCGGGCCCACCAGAACCAUCACCAGACCCUAAAGUGUCCUCGUUGCAAUUCCCUCAACACCAAGUUCUGCUACUACAACAACUACAAUCUCUCUCAGCCACGUCACUUCUGCAAGAGCUGUCGCCGGUAUUGGACCAAAGGCGGCGUUCUCCGCGACGUCCCCGUAGGCGGCGGCUGUCGGAAAACCAAGCGCGCCAAACGCAAGAAGCCCUCUUCUUCCUCCGCCGCCGGAGAAUCCUCCGGAAAACCGACGCCCGACGCCGAGGAAGAAGGAAAGCCCACGACCUCUUACUCCAGCAGCGAGAGCUCUUCCCUCACCGCCUCCAACUCCGCCGCCGGAAUCCGGCCAGGAUCCACUUCGGUGGCGGAGGUUGCAUCGGUACCCAUCCUGGGUUUUAGUACGAACAACCCGAGAUUGUACGGGGAGGGUAUCGAAUGGUCUGCGAUGAUCGGACAAGGUUCAUCGGAGUACGGUGGGGUUUUCCCGGAGAUGCGGAGCUUAACGAGCAUGAAUUCAACGGCGGCGAAGGCCAAGGCUAACGAAACGACGCCGUCUGGGUUGAGGCGUAAUACUGUAAAUAUGAUACAACAGUGUGGAGAUCACCUGAAGGUGGAGGGGGAAACGGUAAAUGGACAACUGUUGGAGGAUCGGACGGUGCAAGAUGAGUUUCAUGGGAACUUUGGAUUCGAACCGUUGGAUUGGGGUGGCGAUCAAUCACUGUUUGAUCUAACCAGCAUCGUUGAUCAUACAUACUGGUUUUAAUAUGAUAAUUUUUUUUUUGGUAUGAAUAAUAUGAUAAAUUUUGUAUCUGUUACUGACCUUUCUUGAUUAUAUUUUUUAUAAGAUUUAAAAUUCUGGGAUUUUCUGUAUUGAUGUAUCUGAAUAUGUUUUGAGCUUGGUUUGUAGCAUUCAAAAUCUUGGGUUUGCUUGA
Molecule: messenger RNA, 1157 nt
Organism: Tarenaya hassleriana
Lineage: Eukaryota; Viridiplantae; Streptophyta; Magnoliopsida; Brassicales; Cleomaceae
Product: dof zinc finger protein DOF5.4-like
Exons: 1
Coding region: 143-988 (281 amino acids)
Biological process (GO): regulation of DNA-templated transcription
Molecular function (GO): DNA-binding transcription factor activity; DNA binding
Source: RefSeq, a predicted model, not a curated record